CUUUUAUUUAAAAAUUCCUUUUUGCUGAAAAUUAUUUAUUGUAAGAGCCUUGCUAUGAUUUUGUCUAAAUUGCCAAUCCCCACUCCCCUCCACUACCGAAUUUCGUUGCCAUGGCGCCAAAGGAUGAUUUAAUUUGUUAGGCUCGUGAGAUUUUUUAUUCAAAUCACGUCUUGAAAGACAGCUUCGGAAUAAUUAUUUACAUAUUUCAAGAAUGGACGAAGGACUUGGACCAGGGGAAUUGGUGUCUGAACUAUACUGUCAUCGCAUAAAAGACAUUGCCACAAAAGAAUGGUGGUCUCUCAUGAACAAGCAAAGCAAACUAUGUCAGUUAGCUGUUAUGGAUAUGAAGACUUCAGAAGAGAAGGUAGUUGAAGCGUUCAAAAACUACCCAGAAAAGGUCAUUACAUUGGUCAAUGAAGUUCUUUGUUUGUCGCUAUGGAGGAAAGAAGUUUUACCUGCUCUGAUCACUGACCCUUGCGAUAAAAUGAGCUCCAGAUUUCCUCUGAUCUACAUCAUUAUGUACCACGAGUCAUCCAUGGUUGCUUUGCUGGAGAUAAUUAUGUUCCAUUCUGAAAUUUGCAUUGCUCUGGGAGACGCGGCAGUUGAUCUUGUAGAUUACUGUGCGGCACAGAUUACCAGGCUUAUUUCUAGGCCCCAGAAUGAUGAAUCGAAGCACGAAAUCUUGCUUCAAAAGGAAGAAAUUGAAUUUGGCAUUGGCAUGCGAUGCAUCACUAUAAUUCUCUAUCUAGCAGAGAACAUCAACAGCUUGAGUCUCUCAUUAACAACUAGAAUGUUUUCAACCCAUGACGUCCCACUCCUUCUCUGCAGCCUAAUUGACGAACAGCCUUGGAUCAGAGAAAAGAACGGGGAAAAAUUGCAAUUCAUUGAUGGUUCGUGGCACAGGAAGUGCAAUGGCAGUUUGGCUGGCAGGCAUGAGGCAAAUGCAUGGCUUGCAGUUCACCAACUUUUACUCCACCCAGAGCUUGGAAAGUUUUAUGGCGUGACUGAAUACGCAAAAGGAAAAUUUAUGAGGAUGGAGGUCAAGAUUGACGAUUACUUGGUAAGCCAAAUGCCACCACUACGAGAGCUGAAACAAGGCUUGCUUUACUUGUCAAACUUCCAAUUACCAGAGCAAAAGCCGCCUGUGAUGUUGGAACUCCUACCAGAGAUGACCAAUGCACUUCUAAGUGAGGGAAUGAAAGGUUGGUCGACCAUUAGCAAGAUUCAUAAGAAGAGUAUUUUGGAGCAUUCGGACAUGGCGACAAUUGCUGAUAGUUUCAGUCUGCCAUUUCAAGAGGCCCCAAGGAAUCUAUGCACGCACUGCACUCAGCCCGCAAAGAGCAGGUGCUCAAAAUGCAAGAAGGCUUGGUACUGUAGCCGAAACUGCCAACUUCAACACUUUCCCUACCACAAAAUUGAGUGCGAGCCUGUUGGGAGUGUCGGAGCUGAGAAGUAAAAUUGCAGUUGUUGAAGUUUUAUAAAAACGACUUCUUUAACUCGUCUUUAAUGGAAAUGCAGUCACGAUACAUUCACUGCUUCAAGUACUCCUUGACGUAGUCGCACUCUGGAGUCUCCUCACCCCAAUCCUGUCAAUAAAU
This is a messenger RNA of Cloeon dipterum, 1598 nucleotides long. It is a transcript of the gene Zmynd10, whose product is annotated as zinc finger MYND-type containing 10. Lineage: Eukaryota; Metazoa; Arthropoda; Insecta; Ephemeroptera; Baetidae. The coding region runs from base 212 to 1456 and encodes 414 amino acids. The record is from RefSeq and is a predicted model, not a curated record. The transcript is spliced from 9 exons. Gene Ontology annotation, cellular component: cytoplasm; centriolar satellite. Gene Ontology annotation, biological process: inner dynein arm assembly; outer dynein arm assembly; motile cilium assembly.